CUUUUAUUUGUCGCAUGAUAUAUGUUGAUAGCAAAUUAGACAUUCAGACUCGUAUAAAAGUUUCUGUCUCGAAAAUCAGAAUACCUAGGAGAAAGAUUCAGCUGAUAAAAAUAUGAGCUAAUCCAAAAUGCCAUACACAUUUCAAGUACUUAGCUAUUAUCUAAUCCAAGAAAAUAUUUCCGAAAACCUAUGCUUGAAGAUAUAUUCUUAAUAAGUUAAAAAAAAAGAUAUAUUCCCAAUAUAAGCCUCAGUUACAAAAAAGAUAUAUUCCCAUAUUAUUUUCAAGACUGCAGUCAAAAUUUUAGAUCACCCAACCUUACAAAUAAAUACGUUUCCUCCUUUAUUAAAAUCUAAUAAAUCAUGAUAUUAUUCCUUAAGAUUCACUAACUUUUUGGUAUAGUAUAUAGGAUUAUAUGGGUUAUUAUUCUAUUAAUUUUCGUUUUUGGCUAAAUAAUAUAUAUAUAACUUAUUUAUUAAUUUAGUUACUAGAAUUUUUUGUGUUGGUUGUUCAUGAUUUAUAUUUUAAGCUUUGAUAAAAUUUUAACUUAACAUAAGAUUUUUAUUGAUUUGUAAGUGUUGUUUACUUUCUUAAUUUUAAAAUCUACUUGUCUGAUCUUAAGAUAUUGGAAAAUUAGAUUUGUACAUUUUUUUAAAGCUGGGCCGUUUUAUAAAUGAAUGAAAAAUAUUCUGAGUAAAAACUAGUUUUUUUAUCAACAACUAAAUUUGUUUUUCUAAUUUGUCAUUGUUUUUUCCUCUUAUACAAAACAAGCAUGAAGCGAAAAUUAAAACCACCUGAAACAGAGGAUCUCCAGACAAUAAAAUCUGUCUAACUUUAGAAACCCCAUUUAUCAACGUUUUGUAUGCUGCUACAUUCUUUGCUAGAUCUUGCAAUGAAAACACCCAAAUAUUGAUCAUGUUUCAAUAGAUUUCUUAUGGAUCACGUCUGCUGAAUAGUGAUUGUAUGGAAAAUGGGUAUUGACGUGAAGGAGACCGGUGCAACAUUAUGGAAAGUUCUUGGAUUCUCAAUGAACACAAGCAUCAAAUUCAUGAGAAAUCACCCGGUCUUGUCAGGGGUUUCCAUGUUUUUACUUGCACUAUACGUCAUCCUUCCUUCAUUGUUCUUCUUCCUGAUAUACUCCUCGCCGGUUCUUGCUUGUGGUGUAGUAUAUGCCCGAGAAAAGAUGGGAUUGAGUUUUCCAUCUUCAGGAUCAAAGAGUUGUGGAGGAGAAAAGGAUGGUGUUAGAUGUCACUUAAGACAACAAAGAAGUGUUAGACGAAACGCUAGAAUGCAAGUUGAAGAAUGGGACUCACAAACAAGCGAGGAAGAGAAGGACAAAGUUAUCUUGACCUCUCUUUACAAUGACCUUCUCGGUCGUAAACCACAUUUCGAGGAGUCUCCUAAAGCAAUAGAAACAGAAGUUGUAGAAGACAAUGAGAAGUCUGUUGGUGAGGAAGAUUCGCAAAUGUCUUAUGUUAACGUUGAAGAACCAAUGGUUUGCAAUAAGAUCAAAGAAGAGAAAGAAGAGAUGAGGGAGGAGAUGAGCAAUGCUAAUGAACAUUGGGUUUCAGAGAUUGAUAGAGAUAGGAGACUAGAGAGUCUAGUAGCAAGAAGAAGAACAAAACGUCUCUUCAAACUAGCUCUUCAUCAACAUAAUAAGCUUCAAGCUGAGGAAACAGCUAGCCCUACACAUAACAACAACCUUCGUAUUAACAUUCCUGGGAAAAAUAACAACAACCCUUUUGAAAAACGUCGAAACUACUAUCCAUCAGAUGAUGAUAGUACUGUUAUGGGAUUACAAGUUCCAUCCUCAGCACCUUCCGUGAUGCUACAAGCGAGAAAUCCUUUUGACAUUCCUUAUGAUCCUCAAGAGGAAAGACCUAUUCUUAGUGGAGACAGUUUUGAUCAAGAGUUUUCAUUUUUAGACCAUAAAGAUAUGUUCCUCUCUCGUCAUGAGAGUUUCUCUCGCUUUGGUGAUCUUUUGUCUCCAGAACAUGCUCAGUGUAUGGACAGCCCAGCUUCUACUUCAGACAUCACAACUACUAAGAAACGUUUAGAUUUGGAGAAUGAAUAUGAACAAAAUACAAUAGAAGAUGACAAUAAAUGUGUUGAGAGUGGAAAGCUAGAAGUGAAUAAUGAGACAGAUUCAAACAAUGAAGAUGAUGAUGAUGAUUCAAGCUGUUCAGAAGAAAGUGAGUCAGAACACAACCGUUUCAACAAAGCAGAACUCAGAGAAGCUAUUAGCCACACCAUGGAUAACUAUCCUAGUUUUCUUGUGAAUCAAGCAAGAAAUAACAUCCCAAGCCCGUUACCUAGAGGCUUAGCACCGCCAAAAAUUGAUGAUAACAAUAUGUUUUAUGCUCGUAGACGCGAACAUUCGCACAGUAGAACAUUCUCCAUGGCCUCGGAUAUGCAAGUGGAGGUUUCAGAGAUUGGUUCACCUCCUACUACGGUUGAUUGGCUCGAUGAAUGGUCUAAUGACGGGGAGUCCUAUAUUUAUGAUACUGAUAUUGAUAGAGAAGUCAUACGCGGUGAAGAGUCACCCAAGAGGGUCUCUAGCCAAUCUGAAUCAAAAGAGGAUAAUAGUUGGCUAGAGACUAAACCAGUGGCAGAACACCCAAGAAUAGCUGGUGAUAUGUAUACAAGAAGUCAAGCUGAAGAGAAUUUUGACCCGAAAUUUUCUAGUAUGAGUGAUGUUUCUAAGCCAACAAGAGGUUUGUUUUUCCAUACAAGCGUGUCAUUGUCGUCUAUAACAGAAGAACCUGAAACAAUCUUUGACUCGGUGGAUGGGAGAACCUCAGAGAGUAUGAACCUAUUGAAUUUGGUUGACCAGGUAUCUCCAGAUUCAUCUAGGAAGAAGUUUCUUGAUGAGGAAGCUACUGAUGUGCAACCAUUAGAAAAUAAUAAUCUUUGUGGAUCUCCUAAUAUUAUGGAUUCAGAUUUCAUUGAUCACCAGCGGAAAGACCAAAUAUUGAAUAGUAUUCAAGGAGAGUAUGAUACAAAUCAGAUCCAUAUGAAGAAUGAGAACACAAACCGAAAGGAAUAUGAGGCAGCUCAGAGCUUAUUGGAUGCUUCUUUGGACAUUCCGUAUAUAGAAUCAUUUGAAAGAGAGAAGAAUGAAAAAGAAGAAGAAGAAGAACCAGAGUUAAAUGAUUUUAGGAAAGAGGUAACAAUACAAGCAGAAAAUAAGGCACUUCAAGGUGACUUGAAGAGUUCUCCAUCCCAUGUUCUUACAAAACUACUAGAAAGUGAGGCCACGGUAGAGAACGGUCUGGAAUUAGGUAAAAGUACUGAUGUGUAUGCAAAGCCAAUUGAGCUAGAGAAAACACAUGACGACGUCUUGGAAGCAUCUUCGAGCCAUUCUUCACAAUUACUUGAGAACUACGGAGAUGCAGAAAAUGGUAGUGAUUUGUUUCUUCUACAAGUUCAAGACUCUAAUAACUCAGCAUUGGAUGAGUCAAGUGAACAUCCACUCUCUAAUGAAGUAGAAAGUUCACGAUUAUCGAAAGAUAUUUGUGGUGAAUCAGCCCAAGUUUUCAACAAUAUAACGAAUGUUGAGGAAGAAUCAACAGUUUCAGAAGGGACUCAUAACUCACAAGGUUCAAAACCAUGGACUCAACAGCACUGUACUGAUUCUUUCGAAAGAAUAUCAGCAAGAACAUUAGAGAUCACCCAACAAGCAGAGCAUGAUGCUAUUUAUCCAAACAAAGUCUCUCAAGAUAUUACUGAAGAUAUAUUUGCUGCAUCAGCCAAGGACUCAACUGCUAAUAAGAAGAAUGACGAAGAGAAACUAAAACCUGAUGAGCAAGUUAUAGAACAAGCUGUGGAAAAGGAAUUAGAGCUUGAUUUACAAUCAAUGCACCAUAACACUGGUUUAGUCUCUAAAGAAGACGAUGAAGAAUCCAAGAAAGUGAAUGGGGGCAGUGCACAAGGCCGAGACCACGACAACAAAGACAGAAACAGAGACUUAGGUUAG
Molecule: messenger RNA, 3974 nt
Organism: Brassica napus (rape)
Lineage: Eukaryota; Viridiplantae; Streptophyta; Magnoliopsida; Brassicales; Brassicaceae
Exons: 3
Coding region: 969-3974 (1001 amino acids)
Source: RefSeq, a predicted model, not a curated record